This is a messenger RNA of Lycium ferocissimum, 669 nucleotides long. RefSeq lists its product as uncharacterized. Bases 1 to 669 code for a protein of 222 amino acids. Gene Ontology annotation, molecular function: zinc ion binding; nucleic acid binding. The record is from RefSeq and is a predicted model, not a curated record. NCBI's taxonomy places the organism in Eukaryota, Viridiplantae, Streptophyta, Magnoliopsida, Solanales, Solanaceae. The transcript has 2 exons.
AUGGUCUUCCUCCCAAAAGAACGACAUGAAUGGAUCAAUCUAAGGCUACAAGAUUUCAAAUCAGUUAUGAAGUAUAACUUUGAGAUGUUCAGAAUUACUUCUAUAUUGACACUAUGUGGAGAAACGAUUAGUGAUUCUGAUAAGCUGGAAAAGACGUUCUCCACUUUUCAUGCCUCGAAUAAUCGACCUACUGGCGCUGCACCAUUCCCUGAAGUGAAUGAGGUGCAUGCCCACUACUCUAGGCGUGGAAAAGGUCGUGGUUCCGGUCAUGGUCGUGGUCGUGAUAGUGGUCGUGUUCGUGGUCGUAGUCGUAAUAAUGGUCAAGGAAGAAAUUAUUUCCCUGGCGUUAAUCAUUCUUCAAAGAAAAAUUACUACCAAAAGGUGAAAAAGAAGGAUGAGAGGCAUGAAGUGCCAGAAGCACGUGACUCAGAAAAUAAAUGCUAUCGUUGUGGUGGAAGUGGACACUGGUCACGUACAUGUCAGACGCCAAAGCAUUUGGUUGAGCUUUAUCAAGCAUCAAUGAAAAGGAAAGAGAAAAAUCCUGAAGCUAAUUUUAUCUCUGAAGAUCAAGUUGAUAUUACUCACUUGGAUGUUGCCGAUUUUUUCGAGCACCCUGAAGUAAAAAUAGAUCACUUGAUUGGUGAUGGAUCUGUUGUUAAGGAGGACUGA